AUGGGUGCUUCGUGCUCUCCGCCGAUUGAACAACUACUGUCUACAAAAUCGGCGUGGAGAUCCCGAUUGAGAACCUUCUCUGAUAGCAGCAGCGAUGAAUCUGAAUCUGAGAGUGAAGAUGAGAAAGAAACCCCUAAGAAGAAGAGUACUGAUGUUAAGAUGGUUGAUGCUGAGCUAAAACACCUAAGACAACUUCUACAGGAGGAUGCAAGACUCUCUUCAUUGAUAAUCUCUCAUUCCAUGUUGAGCAAAAAGAUGUGUAAGAAGAAAACAGAGCAUGGGAGUUGA
Molecule: messenger RNA, 288 nt
Organism: Microthlaspi erraticum
Lineage: Eukaryota; Viridiplantae; Streptophyta; Magnoliopsida; Brassicales; Brassicaceae
Source: the annotation of a GenBank genome assembly